Hipposideros armiger (great roundleaf bat) is the source of this 3045-nucleotide messenger RNA. It is a transcript of the gene CARD6, whose product is annotated as caspase recruitment domain family member 6. NCBI's taxonomy places the organism in Eukaryota, Metazoa, Chordata, Mammalia, Chiroptera, Hipposideridae. The transcript is spliced from 3 exons. The coding region runs from base 1 to 2919 and encodes 972 amino acids. The record is from RefSeq and is a predicted model, not a curated record.
AUGUUACUGAGUGCGCAAAAUUCUGAUGAAUUUUUAAAACAUGAGAACAUAGAACCUACUCAAUCUAUGGUGGUAAGCAAGAAUUCAGAAGGUCUAUUUUUCCCUGGAGAGAAACAGCCUGAGGAUUCCGAGAUCACAGUGUCCUUCAAAGACAAAGAACACUUGGAUUUGGGAACCUCUGAGACAUUCGUGGACGAGAAAACUAGUUACAGGGAAACAGCUUGGUCCUCACAGGAAACUGAGAAAGAGUACAACACAUCAAAAGUCACAUCGCCACAUUCGGUUGAGACUAUUGACUAUGAAGUUCCCGAAACUAUUGAUUAUUUACAGGACGGACAGAGAUAUGAGGAGCCAGAUGAUUCUUUAUAUUUAGGAGAAGAGGAAUAUCUAGAAUCGAUUGUACACUCUGAAGAGGCAGAAACCACUGUGGAAGAAGAGGAUUAUAAUGACUCCGAGCACCUUGUCUGUGAUGGCGAAGAGGACUCUGAGUAUGCAGAAACCAUGGCGUUCUCUGAUGAAGAACCAAGUUAUGAGGAUUCAGAAACUGGCAUGUCAUUGGAGGAGGAGGCAGAGAAGGAGAAAAGUAUGGAAGAAAGAAAAAAGGUGUUUAAAGAUGUCCUGUCAUGUUUGAACAUGGAUAGGAGUAGAAAGCUUCUGCCAGACUAUGUUAAACAAUUCUCCUUAGAUCGUGGAUGUAAGUGGACACCUGAGACUCCAGCAGACUUAGCCUGGAAUUUCCUGAUGAAAGUUCAAGCACUCGAUGUGACAGCUAGAGAUUCAGUCCUCAGACAUAAGGUUCUGUGUGAGGAUAGCCAAGGGGAAUUGCCAACUGGAGCAGAGAAUUUAGAAGUUAGAGACAUACAAACCAUCAAUCCCCUUGAUGUCCUUUGUGCCUCUAUGCUGUGCUCAGACAGCUCUUUGCAACGCAAAGUCAUGUCAAGCAUGUAUCAGUGCAAGUUUGCUGUUCCCCUGCUACUGCCAGAUGCAGAGAACAACAAAAGCAUUUUAAUGCUGGGGGCCAUGAAAGACAUUGUGAAGAAGCCAUCAACACAGCCUUCAGGAGGGCCUACAGGGGAGACAGAGAAGUUUCUGACUGUCAUGAAGAUGCCUGUCAUCUCUUUUGUGCGUCUAGGAGACUGUAGUUUCUCCAAGUCCAGAAUCCUCAACACACUGCUCAGCCCUGCCCAGCUGAAAUCCCACAAAGUCUUUCUCCAUCAGGAUUGGCCUGUUCUGGUGCUUCCCCGGCAAAUCUCUGAUGGCCUGGUUGAAAUAACCUGGUGUUUUCCUGAUAGCGACCGUCUAAAGGAAAACCCCAGUUUCUUCCAAAGGCCUGUGGCUGUGGCCAACCUUCGUGGAGAUCUAGAAAGUUUUUGGACAGAGUUUGGUUUCUUGGUGGAAGUUUCCUCAGCUGUGUUUUUUUUCACCAACUGCCUAGGUGAGAAGGAAUGGGACCUGCUCAUGUUUUUAGGAGAAGCUGCCAUUGAAAGAUGCUACUUUGUCCUGAGUCCCCAGGCUAGGGAGAGUGAAGAGGCUCAGAUUUUCCAGAGAAUCCUGAAGUUGAAGCCAUCACAGUUCCUAUUUUGGGAGGAGGAGGAAGCUGGGGAGAAAGGGAAGAACAUGAAGGGUCUCCAAGCUGCCCUCCAAGAAGUGAUGUCCUCUUCGCUCAGAUGUGUGUCCAUGGAGGACAUGGCUUCCCUGGCCAGGGAGUUGGGGAUCCAGGUAGACCAAGAUUUUGAGAAUGUGCAAGGAAUUCAAGUUUCCUCUAGUGAAAACUUGGUUGGAACAGUUGAAGAUGAGGGACAACAAAGACACAGUAAGCCAAAAAGGUCAUCCGAAUGCCCAUCUGAGAUGCCUGUAAAAGAGCCUGGAUCUGGAUGUGAGGUCAGCCAGAUUCUUCAGAAUUUCCACCUUACCCCAGUAACCACGCCUCAUAUGCAAAACUGUCCUGUACCAAUCCGAAUUGGUGGUAACUUAAACCAUGGUUCUUUGACAGUGCCUUGGGUUACGGGCCCCCACUUUUGGCCAGAGCAGAAGUCUAAGUGGUUCUGUCCUUCGCCCUUUCAGAAUUCAAGGGUCCGUGGUCGAGGUAAAAGAUUUGGGAUUCGAUACUUCCAACCUCAGAGAUUUUAUUCAGGUGACAGGUUUAUGAACUUUCCAAGACCUGCUCAGGGACAUCACAUGGAUGGAAUAUUUGUGAGACCACCCAGACCCAUUCAUCAGUAUGUACAAGCUUGGCCUGAGAGACCACAGACAUUGGGAGCUCAUGAAAGGUCUGCUGCACUGGGCUCCCGGGCAGGUCACCUCCAUUCCCGGGGUUCACAACCAGGAGGACCAGUUAGGAAGCCACAGCCUAGGCCACCCCAACAGCCUAGGCCACCCCAACAGCCUAGGCCAGCCCACACCUCAGGAACACAGCCAACUGAGGCAACUGGAAAACCUAGGAGAAUAGCAACCCAUAUUGCGAAUCCUCACCCUAAAGCCUUUCAACCAGCAGGAGUCAAACAAAAACUCAUAAGACCUGCCUUUCAGCAAGGAUUCAAGCCAGAGACACAAGGUGGGCCAUCAAAUCCAGCUUUCCAAAUGGGAUCCCAUCCUAUGUCCCGCAGCAAAUUUGUACCCAGCUCUCAGUUCCAAUCCAGUCAGCCCAAGCCAUCCCAGGACAAGCACCCCCAGCCCAAACCCUUCCAUCCUAUGCCCUCUCAACCCAAACCCACUCAAACAAAACCCACUCAGCCCCAGCCCUCUCAAGCUAAAUGCUCUCCGUCCAAACCCACUCAGCCCAAGCCAUGCCAGCCCCAGUCCUCCCAAUCUAAGUCUUCUCGGCCCAGACCUACUCAACCCAAGUCAUCUCAAACCAGUCCUUCACAGGCUAAGGCACACUAUCCAAGACCAGGUCCCAAGAAGACAGGGAAGCAUUAAAGUGCUUACUCCAGAGACCUAUGAAAUGUAUCCUUUACCCAGACCACUCCUGUCAUGUAGUAACCUGAAGAAGGGUGGCAGUGAUGAUAAGAGACUACUGUCAUUAUCAUGACAGAAAAAAAAAAA